Messenger RNA from Carassius auratus (goldfish), 1764 nucleotides. Its product is annotated as seipin-like. Gene Ontology annotation, biological process: lipid droplet organization; lipid storage. Bases 262 to 1452 code for a protein of 396 amino acids. Gene Ontology annotation, cellular component: endoplasmic reticulum membrane. The record is from RefSeq and is a predicted model, not a curated record. The transcript has 8 exons. Lineage: Eukaryota; Metazoa; Chordata; Actinopteri; Cypriniformes; Cyprinidae.
AAACACUUUAGAUGAAUCAAAGUCAGACGUCAAAGCUUCAAGGGCAGAGGAAGAAAUUCACAGGAGCUCAAAAACGGUGCGGUGGUUGUGGCGGUGGUGAGAAAUGGGCAGUGUUUUCAUGAGGGAGGUUUGGGUUAUUUUGUAGGGUUGGGUUAUUUUCAUCAACAAGAGCUGCAUUAGAAAGGGAAAAGGAAGUUGUGAAAGUCUGAGAUAGGAGCACAUCAACACUGGACCGUUUGAGAGAAAUAAAUCUCAGUAAACAUGCAGCCCACUAUGGAGGAGUUGGAAUCAGAGGACUCUGGUGUUCAAGAUGUGGGACCUCAAAUCAACGGGCUGGUGGUCCAGAUCCUGGAGACGAUGUCAGUGCUGCUGGUGCGGAUCAGACAGAAGCUUCUGGAAAUGGCUCUUCUGAUCUGUGUGAUUCUGCUGGUGUUCUGGGUGGCUUUGUUCCUCUAUGGCAGUUUCUAUUAUUCCUUUAUGCCCACUGCCAAUUUCAUCACGCCUGUCUACUUUUACAGCAGGACUGAUUGUCCGUCUCCUCAUCACUCUGUGUGUUCUUUCCCUGUGGCUAAUGUCUCUUUACUGAAAAAUGGAAAACAUCAGGUAAUGACAUACGGUCAGCCCUAUCAGAUCACACUAGAGCUGGAAAUGCCUGAGUCUCCAGCCAAUCAGGAGCUGGGAAUGUUCCUAGUGAAGAUGACUCCCUAUUCUAAAGCUGGUCAGAUUGUUGAUGUAACAGCUCGUUCUGUAAGUACACAAACGAGGAGACAGGCAAUGCUCCAUUAUCGCUCUUCUCUUCUUCAGGCUCUGGGCACAGUGGUCUUCUCUCCCAUGCUGUUAACAGGAGCAUCGGAGCAAAAGCAGCCAGUCACAGUGGAGCUGUACUCUGAAUUCAAAGAUGAUUCUUACAAACCCACUGUUGGAGCCGUCAUUGAGAUCCAUUCCCAGCAUAUUCAGAUCUACAGAGCUCAUCUCUAUAUCUUCGCUCACUUUACAGGCAUCAGGUACCUGCUGUAUCACUUCCCUUUGAUAUCAGCACUGAUCGGGGUGAUGAGUAACUUUGCUUUCCUCAGUUUGAUCAUCGUUCUCAGCUUCCUGCAGUUUAAUCUAGGCAGUCACAGGACUCCUGGAAAGGCUAUUAAGCAGCAAGAGGAAAAGAAUGAACCAGAUGACCUGAAUGAUCAGUCUGAACCACAGGAUGAAGGCAAGGCCCCAAAAAAUGUUGACGCCAUGGAGUGCAGUUCAUUGGAGGUGGAAGAAUCCAUUCCAGACAUGGGAGUGGAGGAGGGUGUCGAUGACUCCAGAGAAGCUGCUGAAGAUGAACUCAUCUGUGAGGCUGGGGGUGGAGAAAUGAUUUUGAAGCACAGGCAUUUAUCACAGUGCAUGUCACAGUCAUCUCAAGCGUUAACGGGCACUGUAGAUAAAACUUACUACCGUGUUGGUGUCUGUUAAAGCAGCUAGAGAGAGAAUGGAGCCGUCUGCUAAAUGAGGGUAAACGUUAAAGCAAAGGCCACCUGCUGGACUUCAUUGAUUUGUUAAAAAUGUCCUUGUUUUAAAAAUAUGAACUUCAUGCUGGCUCUAAUCACUUGUAUCAUUAAUGUUAAAAAUAAUCAAGACAACCACAAAUAUACAGUAUAGUAACCAUUUAUGUAUUGACAUAACUCCAAAACUGACCUUUAUAUGUCCAUUGUUGUUGUUGUUAUUAUAAUCCACAACACUGAAACUGGUGAGACUGUGCCAAUAAAUAGCCAAAGGAGGAGAGUA